Molecule: messenger RNA, 7478 nt
Organism: Limulus polyphemus (Atlantic horseshoe crab)
Lineage: Eukaryota; Metazoa; Arthropoda; Merostomata; Xiphosura; Limulidae
Product: diacylglycerol kinase 1-like
Exons: 27
Coding region: 424-3138 (904 amino acids)
Biological process (GO): diacylglycerol metabolic process; intracellular signal transduction; lipid phosphorylation
Cellular component (GO): plasma membrane
Molecular function (GO): calcium ion binding; ATP-dependent diacylglycerol kinase activity
Source: RefSeq, a predicted model, not a curated record
GACACGCGGCGAGCUAGUCUACAAGGCAUCACUCUGGUGGCAAGACUCGUCCUUUCUCUGUGCUCGUCCUGGACUAGUAGGCUGAUCUGUUGAAAUCACUGCCCAGCGUCUGUGCAAUAUGUCGCGGUAAGAAGGUCUUUGCUGGUAUCCAAGACACCAGCGCUGAAUGAUAGAGCACGUUUGUCCUUGAGGUGAUCUAACGAAACACUGUUGCCACUAGAAACAUUAUCUUCGUGAGAGGGUCAUGUAGCCAGACCAUCUGACUUUCUAAUUUGGGUGAUGGCUUUUAGAAGUGACUAUAUAACAAGUACAGUUUUGAGCCUUUGUGGGAUCAAGUACAAGCAUUACCUAUUGCGAUCACAGCGCCCUCUAAUUUGGUAUUGCCGUUUCUUGUUGUUAUUGAUUUAAAACAAAAGAUUUCAAAUGAUGACAUUAAAAUGGGAAAAGCUAUCACCAGCUGAGUUUCAGCAGCUUCAAGAUUAUAUUCAGUUUUCCUCCAGAAAACUGACAGAUGUGUUGCAAGAUGAAUUCAAAGAAGAUGGAACUCUAUCUAAAUAUAACCCAGAAGGGGAUAUAGAUUAUGACGGUUUCCAGCUUUUCCUGGAUACCUACUUGGAAAUCGAGACCCCUCGAGACCUUGUCAAGAGACUGUUUCUUUCGUUUGUGAGGAAGCAACCUCAACAGAGCACCACUACCAUCGAUGGUAGGUUUCUUAAGAUGGCAGCAUUAACGUCAACAACAGCGUGCGCGCCAAUUACUUCACACAAAGCAAGCGGAUCGCUACCAGAACUUGCCAAGGAUGGUCAGGCAGAAAGAAAAGAUGAAAGACAUCAUGCCAAGGAUGGCCAGGCAGAGAGAAAAGAUGAAAAACAUCAAAGUCUGGCUGAAAAAAUUCACGGCCUAACAGAAAAACUGCAUCAUUUAGGACAUAAUCGAAGCGACAGUGACAGUUCUAGAGGAAGAGCAGGUAGCGCGUCUAUUUAUCCGAUGGUGACAGUGACACAAAACUAUGUGGACCAAAAGUCUACAGAUUCGUCACCUUGCCACAGUCAAAUGUCCAGGAAUUCCUCUCGAAAAUCGAACAGCUCCAUGUUAAUACAUAAUAUUGAUCUGAAGCCACUCCGGAAGGCUAGUAGUCACGUGGAUAUCCAUGCUCUCCGUGUCCAACUGAAAGAAAUUGUUUGUUACUUGACGCUGUUGGAAGCUGGAAGACCAGAGGACAAACUGGAAUUUAUGUUUCGUCUCUACGACACUGAUGGAAACGGCUACCUGGAUAGCAACGAGAUGGACUGCAUAGUAAACCAGAUGAUGUCUGUAGCAGAAUACCUAGGUUGGGAUGUUAGUGAACUGAAACCGAUAUUACAAGACAUGAUGGUGGAAAUUGACUAUGAUGCCGAUGGAACAGUUUCUUUAGAAGAAUGGAAGCGUGGAGGGAUGACAACAAUACCGCUUCUGGUUCUUCUCGGCCUAGAUUCGCAUGUCAAGGACGACGGCAAUCAUGUCUGGCGGUUAAAAAACUUCAAUCGACCAGCUUACUGUAACCUCUGUCUCAACAUGCUGGUCGGCUUCGGGAAGAAGGGUCUAAGUUGCCUUUUUUGUAAAUACACAGUCCACGAGCGCUGUGUCCAGAAAGCCCCGGCGUCCUGUAUCGGCACCUACGUGAAAUCCAAGAGAACGUCCCAGACCUUACUGCAUCAUUGGACAGAAGGGAACUGUACAGGAAAAUGUAGUAAGUGUAAGAAGCCAAUUAAAUCGUACAACGGAAUCACAGGACUUCACUGUCGAUGGUGCCAGAUGACGCUCCACAACCAUUGCGCCUCCCAGGUGAAACCAGAGUGUAAUCUCGGGAAGCACAGAGACCAUAUCUUGCCUCCAACCUGUAUUUGCCCCAUUGUGCUUGAAAGACAACGAAGUGUGUCAGGUGGACAAAAGAAAAACUUAUCUUGGUCAGAUUCUAGCAUGGCAACAACAGACAGCAGUCAGAGUGUUGGAUCGCCAAUGUCUUUUCAAAUCACCCCACUUCCAGGCACCCAUCCUUUACUAGUUCUUGUGAACCCUAAAAGCGGUGGACGACAAGGAAUGAGGAUUCUAGGUAAAUUCCAGUAUUUGUUAAAUCCUAGACAAGUAUACAACAUCACCAAAGGAGGUCCCAUGCAAGGCUUGCAGUUUUUCAAGGACGUACAAGACUUCAGAGUUCUUUGUUGUGGAGGAGAUGGAACUGUUGGUUGGGUGUUAGAUACUAUUGAUAAAAUGAACCUCUUGUCACCACCACCCGUUGCCAUUCUGCCUUUAGGAACAGGAAAUGACUUGGCUAGAUGUUUAAGAUGGGGCCCAGGCUACGAGAACGAAAGCUUAGAGAAGAUUCUAGAAAAAACAGAGAAGUCGACCACAGUCAUGUUGGACCGUUGGAAAAUUGAUAUUAUUCCAUCAAACGAUACACAGGAAAAGGGAGAUCCAAUUCCAUGUAACAUCUUUAACAACUAUUUUUCCAUAGGAGUGGAUGCGUCAAUAGCCAUAAAGUUUCAUCUGGAAAGAGAGAAACACCCAGAGAAGUUCAAUAGUAGAAUGAAGAAUAAGAUGUGGUAUUUUGAAUUCGCAACAUCAGAGACAUUUUUUGCUACUUGCAAAAACCUACACGAAGAUAUUGAGAUUCUGUGUGAUGGUUUACCAUUAGACUUAGUUAGUGGACCAUCUCUUCAAGGAAUUGCAGUGCUCAACAUCCCCAGCAUUUAUGGAGGAUCCAAUCUCUGGGGAGACAACCCCAGCCAAAGAAGAAAGAUGUCCAAACAAAGAAAACGAGAGCGAGAUCGGUCUACUACUAACUUUAACUCUAUAGAUCUCAGCUUAGCUGUGCAAGAUAUUGGAGAUAUGCUGAUUGAAGUGAUUGGCCUGGAGAACUGUAUGCACGUGGGACAAGUGAAAGCCGGUCUCAGGGGUUCAGGCCGUCGUUUAGCCCAGUGUUCGUCUGUGCUUAUAAAAACCAGGAAGAGGAUUCCAAUGCAGAUUGACGGUGAACCUUGGAUACAAACAGCCUGCACAAUUACAAUAACUCAGAAGAAUCAGAUGCCCAUGAUAAUGGCCGCACCAACGGACACCAAGCCCAGAUUUCCAAUGAAUUUGUUCUGUCGAAAGUCCUAGUUAAACACAAGUCAACAAAUGUUUCGUCAAAAUUCUAUCGACGUUGCUGGUGUUAGCAAGAAUCGUGGAAUAUGAAAGAGGAAUUACUAGUCACGUAUUUAGAUAACGUUAAUUUUUAUAAUCACAAAUAUUUUGCUUUGUCAAUUUAAUAGAAUGAUGGUCGUUAUUACAGCGUUAUCACUUUUAGAACACAGUUAAUCGAUGAUCAUCUCGUUCCUACUUCUAAAUCUUAUUUAUAUGUAAUUCACAUUUGGGAUGUUUUGAAACUACCAAGAAAAACUUAGAAAAGGUAUUGUAAAAAUGUAAAAUUGAGGUGUAUUUUGAGUAAUUCCGGCCAUCAGUACCUUGAGUGAAAUGUUGAUGUGGCAUACCGUCCUAUGAGAACGUGUAUUUUGUGAUAAGUGGAAAAAUAAGAACAAGUUGAAUUCGAACUCAUUAACUUGCUUUCCGGAGAGGUGGUCUCACUAAAAUAUCAAAAUCGAAUCCCAAUCCUCUCGGUUCUUCGAUAAUUGGUUUAUUAAUACAAAAUUUAGCAGUAUUCUCAAGCUGUGUUAUCAGCCUUUCAAGGUCAGAAAACGUUAAUUUUACAUCAUAAAGAGUAAUUAAAGUUAACAAAGUUCUAUAUAACUCGUUAAAAUAAUUUUAGCACUUUUAUUCAAAGAAAAUGAAAUUUGUUUAACCACAUGUAAUUUAUUUUCUUCUGGAGUCCGAAUGGCCUACAGGAAGUUAUAUCAUUGUUUAUUCGUUCUUUUCCCGAAACUCUUUGCUACUAAAAUUAGGAGAAAAUAAAAGUUAUUGUUGUUGUUCUUCCAGAAUGUUAUAAAAUUUGAACUUUCUUUUUAACGUUAAUUUUAUAUACUGUUUCUUAAUCUAAGGGAUCGUAAUUGUGAAAAUAAAAUAAAAAUAACGAAAUAUUUAUGUUAUUAUGAACCACUGAACUGUAUAUUUUCUUGUGUUAUAGAGAACUAUUUAAGUUUAUUUAUUAUGAAAAUUUAAACUCAUUGAUUGUUAAUUGAUUAUGUUGAGAUAAUUGUCAGGGAAAGAACAAUGAUAAUUGAAAAGUUUGGGUAACUGAGCCUUCAUGACAGCAUAUCACAAUAAAUAAAAUAACAUCACCUAAUAAAAAUACACAUAAUGUGAUUAAAAAUUUCCACAUACACUAUCAUAACAGAACUAAUCUAAAGUCAAAUGUCAAAAAUUAUGUCUGCCAUGUAUUUUUUUUCAUACAAGUUACAGUUCAUCUCUAUCCUGGAAAAUCUGUUAUUUAAAAAAGUAAUUUUAUAAAUUCAACAGCGCAAAUAUUGCUAUUGAAUAUCAAUAUCGAUUUAAUCAAUUCAGUAACAAAAAUGCGAGACAUCUUUUCCAUGUACAAUAUUGUAUUUAUAUAUAUUUAGUACAUGUGGCAAUAUAAAAUUCCCUUUAUAUAUAUAUAUAUAUAUUUGGCACUUGAAACUUAUAUUGUUUUAGGAUUUCUGUCUCAUUUGUAUUUCUGUAGGAUUUAAUGUUAUAUUCCGAAACUCUAAAAUUUUUUCAUCACAGAUGUUUCUUAAGAAUUGAGAGUUUUAAAUGAACCUAUUUUAUUGUACUUUUUUCUCGUUCUUUCUGAAUUAUAUUUAACAGUGUUUGUUUUUGCUCAUUGUUCCUUAAUCCAAUCUAUUAAUAUAUAGAUAUGUAUGUGUAAAAUAUGCAUUCGUUUAUGGAACUUACCCAAAAGAUGAAUUCAUUGAGAUAUGAGAAACACUGUUUUAUCAUGAAUGGAAUGAUGGUACCAGUAAGUAUAUUUUAUACAUUCAACUAGUUUAUUUGUCACUAAAAUCUCUGGAUACAGAUAUCAAAGCUGAACUAACACAUAACUUGAGCAUAGUUUGUUCCAUUUACCUGCACUGAAUCGACCUUCAGAAACUUUCACUCACUCUCUAAGUUUAUCGUUGAGAGAAAAAAUACCAAUAGGGAAAUUCUUAAAUGGAAUGGAAAUUAAAACCACAGAAUUUAUCUUCAAGAUAUUUGUACUUGUUCAUAUUCAAAUAGUUUCAUUCAUUCAUCUAGUAAAGAAGUAAUUCGUAAGACAUUAAUUCACUUUCAAAUAGUUUCAUUCAUUCAUCUAGUAAAGAAGUAAUUCGUAAGACAUUAAUUCACUUUCAAAUAGUUUCAUUCAUUCAUCUAGUAAAGACGUAAUUCGUAAGACAUUAAUUCAUUUUCAAAUAGUUUCAUUUAUUCACCUUGUAAAGACGUAAUUCGUAGAACGUAAUUCAUUUACAAGUAGUUUAAUUUAUUCAUUUAGUAAAGACGAAAUUAAUUUCCAAAUAGUUUUAUUUAUUCAUCUAGUAAAUAUAUAAUUCGGUCCUUUACUAUCUCAUAAUGUAACUACCAAAGAGUAAAACAAACUUUAGCCUCUCUUUUCUGGAAAAUCUUUGAAGCAAAUUAUAAUCCUCCCAAAUCAUGAAUAAUCACGUGACUUUUAAUAUUUUCAACAUAAAGACUUGUGCUCAACUAUGCGUUAGGUCAAUAGGCUGUUCCUUGUCCAGAAUGAUGAAAAUUAAUAAAACUCAUUGAAAAGCCAGUACAUAAAAUUAGAUCUUACAGGAUACGCAAGUACUGCUCUUUGAUGAACAGUCCAAGAAAAUAUUUCUUAAUGCGUCUCGUUAGUUUAAUUGUAUUUUAUCACUUGUUAAUAUCUCUUCAUCGUUAUUUAAAACUUAAUAAUCAUCACUCAUUUUUUAUUACAGUAUUGCUAAUUAUUAGUACCAUCUUUAUUUAACAGUAUUGUAUUUAUCAAAAGGAUUAAAUAAAUAUAUUUAUUUCAUAAAACUGUAAUAAACCAGUUGAUCUAGAAGGAUUGUUGCAAGUGUGUCAUUUGCUUUCUUGGUCCACAAAUAUCAGACACAAGAACAAAUUCAUGACGAAACUAUUUUGCGUGAAAAUAGAUUAUUAUUUAGGUUUUGUUAUAUAUUAGAUUUUACUUAUCAUACCACUUUACUGAAGAGCGUGUUAAUCAGGAUGACCUGAAAAAAAAAUAUAAACCCAUGAAAAGGUAAUGGUUUCAUUCUCAGUGGCAUAUGUUUGAUUUUGUGACAUGUGGAUGCAAUGUUUUUCUUCCCCACUUUCUCCUGUUAGUUAAAAUAUUGUUAUUUAGAAGGGUGCGGAUUGACCAUAUGAUAGAUUUCGAAACUGGCGACUCACCGUGUUCGAAUCCGUGUGAUACAACAAAAUAUUCCAUGUAUUUGAAAUUGUGGGUCGCUAUAAGAGUAACAGUCAAUCCCUUAGCAGGGAUGAUGGGUGGUAGGAUGCUGUUUAAUGGCUGCCUUCCUUCUGGUCAGGAGUUCAAAAUUAGGGGAGGAGGCAGACAGUCGUAAGCUUUGUCAUAAAUACAAAUGCGUUAUCUAUUUAACCUAAUGUAUACAAAAGCCAGCUGCCUUUUGUUAACUGUCCGUUCGUCUGUGUCGCUUAGCAACAAAACUGUAUAUAUAUAUUACAUUCGAACUUAAACACUCAGAAAACCAUCUUAAUUGUGUAGGUACAUCAGUUUACAAGGGGAAAACUAUUUUAACUACAUAGGGUUUGUGAAAUCUUCCACUCACCACACAGCCUCUUGAAUAAGACAAUUUCAUGUAGUAAAUAAAUCAGGUACAUUUCAAUAAUUUCUGCUGGGGCGUUAUACGACAAGGUUUGGGUGAAAAUACUAUGUUAGUGAGGCCUUGGACUCCUACUUCCUACAGUUACUACCCUCACAAAAAUGUUUUUAAAUUGAUUUUUUUUUGGGGGGGGGGGUAUUUUUUAAGAAUAUGUUUUCUUCUGCUAAUAGAUAUAAAUAUCAUAAUAUCACUGGUUCAACAGUCGUGAAAGUAACUAAAAGAUGCCACUGGGAUUUUUGACACUGAGUUUUAGUCUCUACAUACACGACAUUGAAAAAUAAUUAUCAAAUAAUCUAUGGUAUACUUUUUACUUUUACAUAAUAUCCACACAGCUUUAAAAGUCUUUAUGUGGUUUUAAACUUGUCGAAAUAUUUUGGUUCUUAUUUAUACGUAAGUAUAAAUCUGAUUUUAUUUUUCUUUGACAACUUUAUUCCACAUUUAAAAAGUGUAAAUUGCACGAGAUAUUUGUGUUCUAUGUAAUAUAUUUUACAGCUAUCCAAUUUUUGUAGGAUCAUUUAAAUUGCACUUUUUUCUGUGUUACGAGAAUUUCAUGUAGACCUUUGAAUCCUGUUUUAGACUUUAACAAUGUUCUAUUAUCUAUUUCAAUGUUCUAAGUACUACUUGUAGAACUGAGAUUAUAUCAUAUCAAAACAUGUCGUGUAUAUCAAGUAAAAUAAAAAAGGCGUAUUAUUUUAUUAUUUGCUCGUA